Messenger RNA from Myotis brandtii (Brandt's bat), 2722 nucleotides. Its product is annotated as alcohol dehydrogenase S chain. Bases 418 to 918 code for a protein of 166 amino acids. The record is from RefSeq and is a predicted model, not a curated record. Gene Ontology annotation, molecular function: all-trans-retinol dehydrogenase (NAD+) activity; zinc ion binding. The transcript has 4 exons. NCBI's taxonomy places the organism in Eukaryota, Metazoa, Chordata, Mammalia, Chiroptera, Vespertilionidae. Gene Ontology annotation, cellular component: cytosol. Gene Ontology annotation, biological process: retinoic acid metabolic process; retinol metabolic process.
GAGUCAUUGGCAUUUAGAGCUCAGAGAUCAUCCAACAAGUGGGCUCCCAGCCUGGGCUUUCUUUCCAUUGGAAUCACCUGGGAACCAGGCCCCACCUGCACAGGUUCUGAUGUAAUUGGUUAUGGGCUGUGACCUGGCUAUUGAGAGGUUUUAAAGCUCCCCACGGGGGUCUAAUGUCUGGCAAAGUUCAGAACCACAGAUUUAAACUCCUCAAUUUAAAUACGAAACAACUGAAGCCAAAACAGGUUUUGACAGCAGGUUGGACAUAGGAGUCUGAAUAGUCCUGAUAAUGGAUAAGACAGGACACUUUAUACAACAAUCAUUACUUAAUCCAUUUUUGCAUUUUCUGAAACACAGGUGACCCCAGGCUCCACCUGUGCGGUGUUUGGCCUUGGAGGAGUCGGCCUGUCGGUUGUCAUGGGCUGUAAAGUGGCUGGAGCAGCCAGGAUCAUUGGGGUGGACAUCAACAAAGACAAAUAUGGGAAGGCAAAGCAAUUGGGUGCCACUGAGUGCAUCAGCCCAGAGGACUUCAAGAAACCCAUCCACGAGGUGCUGAAGGAAAUGAGCGGUGGAGGUGUGGAUUUUUCAUUUGAAGUCGUUGGUCGGCUUGACACCAUGCUGGCUGCCUUGGAAAGCUGUCAUGAGGCAUAUGGGGUAAGCGUCAUUGUAGGAGUACCUCCUGAUUCCAAGAAUUUCUCUGUGAACCCCAUGCUGCUAUUGGGUGGACGUACCUGGACAGGAACAGUUUUUGGUGGCUUUAAGAGUAAAGAUUCCGUCCCCAAACUUGUGACUGACUUCAUGGCUAAGAAGUAUUCAUUCGACCCAUUAAUAACCCAUGUUUUACCUUUUGAGAAAAUAAAUGAAGCAUUUGACCUGCUUCGUUCUGGAAAGAGUAUCCGCACUGUCCUGACAUUUUGAGAUCAUACAAAGGCUUUCACUUGUAGCUGUCUUCUGGCUCCUUCAUCAUCUGGCACAUCAGACAAACAACAUCAAUAAUUCUGUUCUUCAGAGAUGUUGUCAAUAAAUUAUACAUGGGAGGUUUCCAUGGGAAAACAAGAAACAAAAAAUUAUGUGAAAACCUUUUUCAGGCAUAUUUUUAAAAUCCAAGUGAAGGAUAGAUGAGCCAUCAGCGGAUUAAUUGAAUCCAAUAAACAUUUUUCUUAAUCACUCCACUCACGUUGCAUGGUGUCGUCUUUCCCAUUAAGGAAAAGGAUUUCUUUGACUUCUUGCACGUUUUGUACCGUUGCCACCCUUAGUCACUGAAGCCCAGUGGGAGAGGUCCUCAUUUUACUUGUCCCCAGCACACACUUGAUGGGCUCUUGUGCUCGAAGUCUUCUACUUCUGCCUCUACUUCCACUGCCUGUAUUUUCCUUUCUAUGAAAUGUACCAAAGCCCAAAGGUAAAAACUGCCAGGGAAAGGGUAUACUCAGACUUUUAGAUGAAUAUGGACCAGGAUGUCUAAAUGCAGGAAAUUUCUUAGGGAAAUGUGGCACACACAUAUGAUACAGGGGAGUGUAUUUAUUGAUUUUAUACUCUUUGCUCUUAAUAUAUAACUGUUCUUUAAAAUAAAAGCAAUUUCGUGCUACCUGUGAUAAAUGUGAGGUUCAGAUAUUAAAUGUGAAAACUGAGCUAUUCCUAGAAACUUAUUAUAAAAAUCUGGAUUUUUACUCAUGAAAGUGCUUCAUUGGUUAAAACAUAUUAAUUAUUUCUCAUUAACUGAAAAUGAGUCUUACAUAACUAAAAAGUAAUAUGGUGGGUUAAAGUAUAUGGUUGAAGCAGGUGUGGAUACAGCAUAUAAAAUGAUAACUAAGAAAUGGCACAAACAUCAAAAGCAAUAUGUUUUCUAAACGUGUGCAUAUAUACAGAUGUACAAUUUUGCUAAAAUUAUUUUCUAUCUAGAACUUUUCUAUUAACUACCAUGUCUUAAAUCAAGCCUAUAACCCUGGAAUUAGUUUAAUAUUUUUAAAUAUGUGGAAGCCUGGGGUACGUUUGUUAAUGCUGUCCCACCAUCAGGGGAAGGUUUGCAUUUAGGCUUAAUCUCUAAAUGUGUAAUGGAAAGCUUAUUCCCGUAAGGAGUUUUAGCUCUCUCCAAAAGUGUAUUUGUUUCCAUGUCUAUAAUUUGUUUGGUGUUGUAGAAAGGACUCCAGACUAGGACAAGUGAUCUCCCACUUCUCUGUGACCUCCUGUAACUUACUCAACCUCUCUGAGUCCAUUUCACCCUUUAUUUUUAAAAAUUAUUCUACUGACCCAUUACAGCUCAGAAAGCUUAGAUGAGAUGAUGCCAGUUAGAGAGCUUUCUCAAUGAUGAAGUGCCAUAAAGAUGUAGGAGAUGGUACAAUUGUAUUGUAAGAGGCUGAGGGAGAUAUUGAGGUCCAGGCAGCUUCAGAAUGUCCCCUUGGGUCCAUGUGGCUGGGUGCUCCAAUGACUUCAUAUUGGUGCUGAUGAUGUGAGACCCAGAGGAAAAGAUGAUGGUUCUAAAUACCCACAUCACAAUAGUGAGCAUAAUGUUCUGCUGGUUGUACAAAGGCCUACAUCCAGCUUCAUCUUCCCUGCCGCCCAGGUUGUGGGGAGCGAGUGGAGAGCAGGAUGUAGGUCGGCAUGUCAGUGGCACAGUCCUCCUCCAUGGGGUGUGUGGAGAGGUUGAGGGUGGGUGCUUUUUGUGCACUGGCUCUCUGUAUACAUUGACGUUGGUGGGGAAGGAGACAGCUGAACUCAACAUAUA